This is a messenger RNA of Schistocerca gregaria, 2051 nucleotides long. RefSeq lists its product as uncharacterized. Gene Ontology annotation, biological process: intracellular magnesium ion homeostasis; magnesium ion transmembrane transport. The transcript has 4 exons. Bases 199 to 1704 code for a protein of 501 amino acids. The record is from RefSeq and is a predicted model, not a curated record. Gene Ontology annotation, molecular function: magnesium ion transmembrane transporter activity. Gene Ontology annotation, cellular component: membrane. NCBI's taxonomy places the organism in Eukaryota, Metazoa, Arthropoda, Insecta, Orthoptera, Acrididae.
AAGCUUUCUGUUUUCCCUUUUUAAGAUAUACACAUAAGACGCGUCGGUUCCUGUAUUAUUGUGUACUGCGUGUACAGCGGUUAUAUGCAUUUAUAUACCGGCAAUAUUCAGACGGUGUUUUUGUUACAUCCCUAUGCUUCGUCCCCUCUGCGUAUGAGAUAACAAACAUAUUUUAUACUGUAAGUAUGUGACAGAAAUAUGUCGUAUAAUAAUUACGGUAUAGUAAACUUUUACCCGCAUUCAAAUGAGAUACCGUCGAACCAAAGCGACAACAUGAAUUGGGGUCUAUUAAAUAUGGAGUCUAAAAAGAAUUCACUAGGUUCGGAUCUCAAUCUUUCAGAAGAUGACAUUUCAGAUACUACGUCCAGUCAAUCUAUAAGCAACGUCUUCAAAAAUUACGAUAACCAGUUCAAGGAAAAAGAAGAACGAAUUAUUUUUUGUCGUUCAGGUGAACGGAGGAGUUACUUGAAACCCGAAUACCUAAAAAAAAACCUAGAACCAUACAGACAAUCACUGGAUGCAUCAGAUGUGCAAAAGUUUUCCGAUUCAUCAGAACUAAAAGAAGAUUCUUCAUUGGGACAACCAUCAUCAACUUACGUAGCGCCAAGCUGGUUUGAUAUUCAGUACCCUUCUGAGUGCUCGAUGACAACUAUAGCAGACGCUUUCUCUAUUCAUCCAUUGACAAUUGAAGAUUGCCUAUCUGACAGCGAAUGCGAUCAUGAAAAAAUUGAGACAUUCGAAAAUUAUCAAUUUAUUUGCUUUAGUGAGUGCUACCUCGUUCCAGAGACCAACAUUAUUGCGACCGUUAACGUUCAUAUUAUCCUCCUUUUUACGGCUCCUGUCGUCUUUUCUCUCCACAAUGGUUAUGUCUACUACCUGCGUCCAACGAUUAAUAAUAUAAUACAACACUCAAAGAACUCUCAAUCUGUUUCAGCCGACCAUGAGAAAAGUCAACUACUCGUAUCUGAGUGCUGCGACAUUGUUAGUCCGGCUUGGAUUACGUACCUUAUUCUUGAUGCGAUAGUGGAUGAGUUCUUUUCACUGGUUGAAAGGUGUGUUAUGGAGGCAAAUUUUAUAGAUGAACUGAUACUUUUACUUGAUUCGCAAGAACAAACGGAUCUCUUGAGGCGUAUUAGUGCCUGUCAAAAACAGACUUUUAAUUUGCGAACCAAGCUGGUUCGUAAACAAGAAAUUCUGAGCUCGAUGGUCGGAAGAACGUCUUGGAAAGGUGGCGGUGGGCAGAAGGGGUUUGGACAAAUACCAGAGACUACAGGGAGAGAUCGCCUCUUCAAUCUGUCAAAGAAUGCAUUUGGUUCAUCUUUGUCCUUACUUGAAUCCGGUGGGUUCCAUAAAGAAGCACACUCUACUAACGUAUAUAUUCGAGACAUUCUGGACCAUGUCUCGUUUAUGUUGUCGAACUUAGAGCAAGCGAGAGAAACAGUAGCUCACCUGACUCACACUUAUCUGGCCAAAGUUUCUAUUGAAAUUAACAUGACUGCCAAUGAACAGAACGAUGUCAUGAAAAAAUUCAGCGCGAUGGCUACUGUCAUAUUACCUUUGACAUUUGUCGCGUCGUUAUGGGGCAUGAAUGUCUAUGUCCCAUUUCAGGAAACACCCGGGUAUCUGCCUUUUUUUGGUAUAACGGGAACUUUGAUAGUUAUAGGUACUAUUGCAUUCAUAUACUUUUGGAAAACUUGGAUAUAAAAUUUGAACCCACGAAGGGAGCUGCAUCUAAUCCCUCUUUGACGAAUCAGAUUGACUUGGAACUAGACGAGUCUUAAAUUUUUAGUUCUAAUGAAGUAAACCCGUUUAUUGUGAUAGAUUUGUCUGCAUACGGGCUGCGCUAGGAACAAAUAAAACUAUUUAUUUUCAGAGGAACACUAAUUUAAAUAGCUUUUCUAUUCCUUGUAAAGAGGUCGCACAACCACUUUAAAUCAAUGUACUCUAAACUCAAUUGUAGCGCCCUUUGGCGAAAAAGAAAUAGUGGCAUGUUUAUUUUUCUUGAAGAUAUAGAAAUCGUGCUCAAUCAAUCAAAUAAAGAGAAAAAAAAA